GGGUGUCACGCGCGCGCCCGCGUCGCUCUCUAGUGGUGGUACCACGAGCUCGCUAGUGUGCCGCUGAAUGCCGAGUCUCAGCUCGCAACGACCAACCGGCAACCGCGCGAGCUAUAUAUGCGCUGCGCGCUCAGCUAUGCAGCUCCACCGCCGUGUCGUGUGUGACCGAGACUAAGAGCAAGCACCCAGGUCGACGCCGUUCUCGCCUAGCCGGCAGCUGUUUAGUGUUUACAGCGACACGGUGCAAGAGCGAUGGACCCGUACAAGUACCUCAACAUCGGCUUCAACCCGGACGGCUCGUUCACCCGCAACGGCCAGGCGAAGCUCAUCCCGGCCGCGCCGUCGGGGGAGCCCGUCGCGGUCACCACCGCGGACGGCCCCGUGCGCCGCAUUGUCCACUCCAACGACGUCCCGCUCGACGACGCCAAUGGCACGAGCGUGCGCCUCUUCGUGCCGGGCUUGGCCGCGGCGCCCCGCACCGGCAGGCUGCCGCUGAUCGUCUACUUCCACGGGGGCGGGUACGUGCUCUUCCGCGCGGCCUCCGAGCCGUUCCACAACAACGCCGCUGUUCUGGCCGCCAGCGUGCCCGCCGCCGUAGCCUCCGUCGACUACCGCCUCGCGCCCGAGCACCGCCUACCCGCCGCCUUCGACGACGCCGCCGACGCGGUCCGCUGGGUGCGGUCGUACGCCGCCGGCUCGCCGGGCAGGCCGAUCUUCAUAAUGGGCUGCCACAACGGGGCCAGCAUCGCGUUCCGCGCGGCGCUGGCGGCGGUGGACGAGGGAUUGGAGCUGCGGGGGUUGAUACUGAACCAGGCGCACCACAGCGGCGUGGAGAGGACGGCGGCGGAGGCGGCGUCGGUGGACGACCGCGUCCUGCCGCUGCCGGCGAAUGACCUGCUCUGGGAGCUCGCGCUGCCGAUGGGCGCCGACCGGGACCACGAGUACUGCAACCCGGAGUCCAUGCUGGCCGGCAUCGGAGCGGAGCGGCUGCGGAGGCUGCCGCCGUGCCUGGUGCUCGGCCGCAAGAAGGACCCGCCGAGGGACCGGCAGAGGGUGCUGGUGCAUGCGCUGCGGAAGGCCGGGGUGGCCGUGGAGGCCCAGAUGGACGGCGCCGGGUACCACGCGAUGGAGCUGUUCAAGACUAACUGCGCCGAGGAGUUCAACGCGCAGGUGACGGACUUCGUCCGCCGGCACGCCGGCGACUGUGUCGACGUAUACGCUGCGAGGAGCAGGCUGUGACCGGUCGAUCCCAAAGCGGUGGUUGUUACAACGGCGCUGUCUCAUCUGGUACAAUUUUUAAAUGACUUGUAUAUCAAUCAUAUCUUCAUUAUCACCAUGCUAGUUAGUAGUAUGAUUGAUUGACUUGGAGUGACGGCCUCUACACCGGACAAGUACAAUCAGUGCAGUGACGAGCCACUGAAUUAUCCACGCUUUUCCAAUGGAUUUGUCACGUUUGAUUUUGUAUUAAUUGUUUAGCACCUA
This is a messenger RNA of Hordeum vulgare subsp. vulgare (domesticated barley), 1482 nucleotides long. RefSeq names its product probable carboxylesterase 8. The record is from RefSeq and is a predicted model, not a curated record. NCBI's taxonomy places the organism in Eukaryota, Viridiplantae, Streptophyta, Magnoliopsida, Poales, Poaceae. The coding region runs from base 253 to 1239 and encodes 328 amino acids. The transcript has a single exon. Gene Ontology annotation, molecular function: hydrolase activity.